GUCAGCCAUGUUGCCAAAAAAAUUGCAAAUGGCGGACAUUGGAUAAAUCGAGUCUGCAGUUUGCACCUGAGCCUUCGCAUUCAUGUCAACAAAUGUCCAAUUAUUUUUCCGGAAAGUUUCGUAAUAAAAGUGUCUGUGGGUUUUUAAGAUGGUGACCAGAUAAUUUUACUCCGGCGAGUGUGUUCAUCAUAAUUGUGUAACGAGGAUUACACCGAGUACUUGUGUAUUAAUUGCGCGGGAAAAAUAAGGGGAGAAAUGUCUGGAUACCGAAGGGUAAAUUAUUACGAGUUGUGCAGACUCUGCACAAGCAGUGAGGGAAAUAAAUUGAACAUAUUUCGAGAGGAAGGACGUCGCAGGCAACUCCAGAGUAAAAUACAAACUUAUCUGCCAAUUCAGGUUCUGGAGGAGGACUCGCUACCAAAGAUCGUUUGUCACGAGUGUGUGAGAAAAUUGGAGAACUACAUUGAGUUUAGGGAGACUGUUGUCAGUGCUGAGGGCAUGCUGGAGUCGUACUUCACUUCGUUGAGGUUCUCAGAGGACUUUCUGAAGGAGGGAAAGGUCUAUGUCAAGAGCACUGAGAAGGAGACACCUGCCAGUCCUCAGGAUCCACUUAAGAUUGAUCAGAUUGAGGAGGAGGAGGAGGAGAGCGAUCCCCUUAUUGUGCCGGAGACACAGGGACAACAGCAGGUCGUUGUGGGGGGAUUAAAUGCUUCGAAUAUACAGAUUAUCAGUGGGGUGCAGGCGAGGGUGCAGCAGUACAAAUGUGCCAUGCAGAUGCAAUCUGGUGGGGUAGCAGCUGCAGUGGUCGAAGCAACAGCCGAGACCCACUACAGCUACCAACAACAAACCUCCCAGCAGUUGUCUCCUGAGAAUCCCUCUCCCCAGGCUCGUCUCACAGAGGCCCAAUCCCAGCCUCAACUGCAGGUGCAGAAUGCAAUACAGAGCCAAAAUCAAAUAAACCUCCAGCCCCAACGUUCCCAGCAACAAAACCCAAUCAACACAAUAACCCAAAUUCAGCAGCUACGAGAGUUCGAGAAACGCCAAUUGCAACUUGAAAAGGAACAGUCCCAACAGACCCAGGUUGUUAGCACCGUUCUCCUGAAGGCAACAGACGUCGACCAGGAACAGGAUCAACUUCCCUCGAAAACCAAUGAGAAUCAAAACCUGGAAUCUUCAGAUGCUAGUGUCCAGAACUAUGCUGCAGUUCAAGCCGGUCCCGAGGUCUUUCUCAGUCUCAACUUCAAGGACUCAGCUAUCACUCAGCAAACUCCUCGAGACGAAGUCAAAGAGUUGAAGGAUUUUAUAAAAUCAGAAGAUGCAAUUGCUCGAAAUUCCAUCGGUCAAAUCUCUGAAUUCCUACGCAUACGUACCUGUCCAGAAACAAACUCACUCAUAACAGUCAAUCCUCAGGUGAUCUGCCAAACUGGAAGGAACCUGGACUGUCGUGACUGUGGCAAGAGCUUCGAGUCAUUGAACCAGUUGAACAGCCACGAGUGUCCAAGUUCUCCCCUGAUGAACGAGGUUUCCGAGAUUGAGACCAAGGACGAGCCAUUGACUGGAAAUGGCACAACAACAUCAUUCAGCUGUGACGUAUGUGCCAAGCCUUUCAAACGAAAAGAGCACCUGUUUCAGCAUAGAAAAUUGCACACUGGUGAGAGGCCCUAUGUAUGUACAACGUGUGCCAAAGCAUUCAGUAGAAAGGAGCACCUGGUGCGCCACUCAGUGUCACACACUGGACAGAAGAUGCAUGAGUGCGAAAUGUGUGGUAAGAGCUUCUCGAGGAAGGAUAAUCUCCACAAACACAGGAAGACUCACGGGGUAGCUGGGCCUUAUAUAUGUGAGACGUGUGGCAAGUCCUUUGUCGUUAAGCAUUAUUAUCUCAUGCAUCUCACCACUCAUGCACCUACUCAGGGAGAGGGAGAUAAUUGUCCUGAUCCUCUUCCUUAUAAGUGUGAUCUCUGUCACAAAGCCUUCUCGGUUAAGCAGUAUUUGACGACGCACAAGCUGAGACACAGGUCGAAGAAUAAUCAUGGCAGUCAGAGUAGUCAGGGACAGCAGUCUGCUGUCAGCACGAGUAAUGGGGUUGUCACGAGUAGUGUCACUAGUACGAGCAGCUUGGGGAGUGGAAGUGGUCAGGAGGGACAGGUUGUUGAGAUGCAGGGGGUGGGUGAGAGGGAGCAAGGCCAGCAGCAGAACUUUGGGAGCAAUCAGUAUCAGGGGAAUGUUCAAGGGUUUCAAUGAGAUAAGGGUAAGCGUGUCUACUAUGUGCUUCUUCCCAAUGGCAAUAAUCACAAAAUUGUUGUCGUUUAAAGGAAAAGUUGUAGACACGCAUCUGCUGGGCUGCCGUUACGAGAGCUUGGGAAUUUGAGGAUAUUAUUGAUUCCAGUUUAUUUCAGGAUUUAUUUUGAAUCGUGGGUCUGUAAGAAAUUUUUUAUGGAUGUAUUCGUUUUUUAAUUAACUGCAGAUCAUUUCUGUGAUACAAUUUUGUUUACACCUUUCCAUUGACUAUGUUAUGAUCAAAAAAUCAUCAUGGUCAAAAAAAAUCUUUUGACAUUUCCAAGUAUUUUAAUUUCAUGAAUAUAAUGAAAAAGUAAAAGUAAAAAUUCUUGAGCGCUCGUAAAUGCAAUCCAGCCUUCUAGCUUUAAUUUCUCCUCGGCCAACAAGCACUUUUUAUGUUUUAUUCGAUAAACGUAUUGACCCCUCUGGCAAAUUUUGUACUUUAAUAACACUAUAAAAUGCAAAUACCGAUAAUCAAAAUGUUUUUCGCCACAUCGAUAACAAAUAAUGCAAAACAAAACCCCUUCAGUGUAAAAGUGUUUUACAUGAAUUCUUUGCAGUGCGCUUAAGAGACUGACAGACUUUAUAUAACAGUGUAAAUAUUUUAUCAGAUGAAUGCUGGAGUAUUAUAAUUGCAGGUGUGAUGGGUAGAGGUACACAUAAAUUAAUAAUAGGGUCAUUUCGUUGAGAUGCGCGUUAAUGAAAUGGGGAGAAACAGCCGAGAUAUUCGUGCAAAAUACAUUGAAGUGUACUAUUAGGUUUAUCGAUUGGAGAUUGAAAAUAUGAUGGGCGCAGUGUCGCCGUUAUCGACUAUUUUUUCAGAAAAAAAAAUAAUUCCACUAGUAUAUCUGAUAAGUAUUUAACUUUACGUAGAUAUUUGGUUUUUGGGGAAUCGUAUCGUGAUUUGUGUCGUGAUAACAACUCUGUGGAGCCACAGGAGGUUUAGUUUUUUUUCUAGAUUGUUUUAUUCUGAACACAUGACAAAAAGCUUUCCAAUGAUGUCUUAAAUUUUUGAGCGAUUAUUUUUCAGUGAAAUUGUGCAAUACUUGAUCACUGUGCCAAGCACUAGUUGGAUCUAAUUAAAAUCCUUAUUUAUUAUAUAUAUAUAUAUAUAUAUAUAUAUAUAGAUUUUUUUUUAUUUGGCGGUCAGCUGUGGCUCUUUAAACUCAAAAAAAUUCAAUAAACAGUUCUAGGGAAAGUGUGUUUAGUUGAUAAUUAGUUAUAUGUAUGCGUACACACAUGUACAUACAUGUAUAUGGAGUAGAGUAGAUGAUUUUAAGACCAAAGAAUACUAUAUUGUGUAAAGGGAGGAUGACGAGAUGAAUAAGGAGAAAAUUUAAACUGUAUGCGUAAUUCUUAUCAAUUAGGUUGAUAGAUUAUAUAUGAUAAUUAUCAUGUAAGUGUGAUUGAAGUUACGGGAUUAUACAAUUUCUGGAAGACUUGAUUAGUGAAUUAGUGGAGUGCCAUUGACCAAAAUUAAAGAAGAAUAGAUAAAGGAAAAUAUACGGAUUAAAUUGCAUUUCAAUAAUCGCCAUGAAUAAUUUUAACUCAUCGAAUUGCGUUUUCAUUUUGUAACUUGUAAUCGAACUUUCGGCUAAAUUAGAAAUUUUCCGUCAUUAUUGGGGGAUAGGUAGUGUGGUUAAUCCUUCGACGUCUGAAUAUCAAAUAAAGAGAAUCUUUGAGAGUGA
Molecule: messenger RNA, 3965 nt
Organism: Diachasmimorpha longicaudata
Lineage: Eukaryota; Metazoa; Arthropoda; Insecta; Hymenoptera; Braconidae
Product: zinc finger protein 554-like
Exons: 4
Coding region: 256-2241 (661 amino acids)
Biological process (GO): regulation of transcription by RNA polymerase II
Cellular component (GO): nucleus
Molecular function (GO): DNA-binding transcription factor activity, RNA polymerase II-specific; RNA polymerase II cis-regulatory region sequence-specific DNA binding; zinc ion binding
Source: RefSeq, a predicted model, not a curated record